Messenger RNA from Aedes albopictus (Asian tiger mosquito), 7133 nucleotides. RefSeq lists its product as uncharacterized. Bases 717 to 7133 code for a protein of 2138 amino acids. The record is from RefSeq and is a predicted model, not a curated record. NCBI's taxonomy places the organism in Eukaryota, Metazoa, Arthropoda, Insecta, Diptera, Culicidae. Gene Ontology annotation, molecular function: zinc ion binding; nucleic acid binding. The transcript has 2 exons. Gene Ontology annotation, biological process: DNA integration.
UGUCGGCGCAGGAGUCGGCAAGCUGGCAACCCGGCCUAUCCACAAUUCUGAAGGGGGUGCGACAGCUGUCAAAGCGUCGCUUCAUCGCGAGUGACAGACGUCACCACGGAGAUGACGUCUUGUUAACGCGGCAUCCGGUCAUACUUUCUUUUAGUUCGUCAUAUCGAAGCAGACAGAAGUGAAAAUUAAGCUCUGUUACAGCAGGCAGUAAAGUGAAUUAAAUUAAAGAUUAAGUGCUAGAAGGAGUUCGUUUAAUAGUGUUCUGUCCGGGAAAAGCGUGAUAACUACACCAGAGAAAUUAAAUUCGUUGAAAUAGUGCGUCCAACUUUGGUGAAAUUUGUUCACACCACGGGUGUGCCCGAAUAAGCGUUUAGUCCUGGUCGUGUCUGCAGUCAGUCCGAUAAAGUCCUUGAUCCGUCGUAGUUACCUGAAAAGAAAGAAAGAGUAAGAAAUCAUUAAUUAGUGUUAAUAUCAAAUAAUAUCAAAGAAUUUUGAUCCAGGUUUAUAACCCGGGUAGAGGUUAGAACCAAGCCGAGAGGGCGUGGGAGAAUAAAAGCCUACCGAAUUGUAAGUUAAUAAUUAUAUGAACAAAUCAUUAUACUCACCAUUGAAUUUACAUUCUAGUUUGAAGCAAUACAAAACCGCUAUCAAAACCGACCGCUUCUUAAUUCUUUCCGCCCAAACUCCGCUGACAAUCUUCAAAAAUUCGUGGCGACAUGGAUAAGGACGGCCACGUGGAUGGCUCUAGAGGAGACCACGUGCAAGAAUCCAACUGUGCGGAUUGCCAACGACCGGAUAGCGCGGAGGACAUGGUCCAAUGUGACCAAUGCGACGUGUGGAAACACUACACGUGUGCCGGGGUCAACGACAGCGUCGCUAGCCGAUCGUUUGUGUGCGGCAACUGUACCGCCCGGCAGAGCGCGGUCGACCGAAGCACAGCUGACCAGAGUGCUAUCGACUUGAUAUCGGUGCGCAGUGGAUCUAGCCGCACUAGUACGACGUCAGCUUUCUCCAUCUGCCUGAGCCAGCUGGUGGAGCGGCAGAAACUUGAGCGUGUACGUGUGGAAUUGGAGCUGCAGCGACGUCACCUCGACGAGCAACAGCAGCUGAUCGACAAGGUGGUGGACGGGGAGGAAACAGCAAGUCAUCGCAGCGGUGGUCUACCGAGCGGUGCGAAGGGUGCCGCAAACAACGAGCUAGCGCCCCCUUCAUCGAAGGCACUUCCAACACCACCCCCUCCUGGUGCUCCUCUUGCGUCAGCUGCUGGCCGAUCAAAACAGUCGACCGUCGAAACGACUAAUUCCACCGCACCACUUAUGGUAACGAUUCCCCUCUCCGCGCUAGAUUCGAGCACUGUGGAAUCGUUGAAAUUGAGAAAAAAUCCCCUAGAUGCCUUCAGGAACCGGGUUGAGCAGUGCGAGAUUCGCGCCAAUCCAACACCUGAACAGGAGGAUUCAUCGGUGGUGGUAUCGAUUCCCCUUUCGGCCCUAGAUCCGAGGACGGUGGAAUCCCUUAAAGCAAGGAAGGAUCCGCAAACUGCCCUGCGGGAACUCAGGAACCGGGUUGAGCAAUGCGAGCAUCGCGCCAAUCCAACACCUGAAGAGUUGGCAGAUCUGCGGGCGCAAGUAGAGAUAUGCCGGACACUUUUGGAAGGUUUCCAGACAAGUGCGGAACCGAGCAAAGCUGCUCGACGACCGGAGACAAGCAAUCUAAGACAAGCUAAGCUUCAGUACCUAACUCCAGCAGCAAAUUCGACGCGCGUGGACAAGCAGACCGGCGCAAUCCCGAAAGCGAGUCGGACGUUGCCGGUGGUCGUGGAGAACGAGUUGAAUCUCUCACUAGCUGGAGCAGUGGGAGGAACCGACACUUCGAAGGACAUCUGGCCCCUUAAGAUGCCGGCAAGCCAAACCAGCUGCGCCCCGGUAAGUCAAUCCAUCGCAGCACUCGAAACGCGUCCGAUUGAUGCGGGACCCUCAGGUAAGCGUCAAGCCUUGAAUAAUUCUGUAAAUACAAACGAAUACUCCUCCAACAAUUGCCCCACGACCAAUAAUCCAACUACCCGAGAGCAGCCGCGUUUUGACGCGCGCCCGGGAGAAUCGCAUUCGCUUCUCACAAACUCCCACGAGCAGCCGCGAGAAUCUUUCGCGCGCUCGGGAGAUGCGACUUUGUUCAGUAGCCAAUUUGAACAAAAUUCAACCCAUCUACAAACGCGUAAUCUAAACUCGCGUGCGGUUGAUUCGUCUCUGCCCCCUCGUCAUUUGUCAAACAGUCAAGCCAUUCCUCAUCCAGAUCCAGUGCGUCCCACACAGCAGCAGCUAGCAGCAAGGCAGUCCCUGGCUAAGGAACUUCCGCGCUUCACCGGCGACCCAACUGAAUGGCCGAUCUUCAUCUCCAACUACCGCUACACCACAGACGCCUGUGGUUACACGGACGGCGAAAACAUGCUUCGUCUCCAGCGGAGUCUAUCCGGGCCGGCAUUGGAAACGGUGCGCAGUCGGUUGGUGCUUCCAGCAGCAGUGCCACAGGUGAUCGAGACGCUUCGCUUGCGGUUUGGACGUCCGGAGUUGCUGAUCAACGCGCUACUACGGAAGGUGCGCGAGAUACCAGCUCCAAAGUCCGACAGGCUGGAAGGACUCAUCGGCUUCGGUAUGGCGGUGCAAGCGUUGUGUGACCACAUCGAAGCUGCGAACGAACGCGCUCACCUUUCGAACCCGUCACUUCUCCAAGAGCUCGUCGCCAAGUUGCCUGCGGAUCAACGGAUGAUGUGGGCGGGAUACAAGCGAGGCUUCCAGGACGUCAAUCUAAGGACCUUCGGAGAUUACAUGGCGGCGGUUGUACGAGACGCAACCAGCGUGACAACGUUCGAGCCGGAGCAGAAGCGCAUCAAUGCUCGUGAUCGUCCGAAGCAUAAGGGGUUCGUUAACUCCCAUGCGACGGAGACAGCCGGAACACGAGAUUCGUCGCAUGAUUCCAAGGAGACGCCGAAGCAGUUCAACUGUGCGCAUUGCAACAAAAGCGGACACCGAUUGCGAGAUUGCAAUGCGUUCACGCAGUUAAAGGUGGACGAUCGCUGGCGACGGAUUCGGGAACUGAAGCUAUGCCAAAGCUGUCUCUUCAGCCAUGGACGAAGAGCGUGCCGUAUUCGGAAGGUUUGCGAGAUUGACGGCUGCCAGUAUAGCCACCAUAAGCUACUUCACUCCUCGGCAGGACCUCCAAAGCCAUCGGCUCCACAGAUUCAGGUGGCGGAACACCAUACACAUCGUCAACCUACCUCUUCGACGUUGUUUCGGAUCAUCCCAGUGACCCUGCACGGAGUCAGCGGCUCGAUCGACACCUUUGCCUUUCUUGACGAAGGGUCUGAUAUGACGUUGGUGGAAAACGACCUGGUUACGUCAUUGGGUAUCCAAGGUACCCCGCUCCCGCUAUGCCUCCGAUGGACUGGGAACACUUCGCGAACCGAAAAGGGAUCGCAACAGGUCACAAUCGAGAUCGCAGGAAUGGGACAGAAGAAGCGACAUAAGCUGCUGAACGCGAGGACUGUGAACAACCUGGGACUUCCUUCGCAAACUUUCCGAAUGGACGAAGCGGAAAGGAUACACCAGCACCUGAAGGGCAUUCCGGUCAGCAGCUACGAGAACGUGGUACCCAGGAUCCUGAUCGGUAUCGACAACCUGCGCCUAGCGGUUCCGUUGAAGGUACGGGAAGGAGAGGGGACAGCACCGGUGGCGGUGAAGACUAGACUGGGCUGGUGCGUCUACGGUCCCCAAGGAUGCAACAAUCGCGAGUCCUACAGCUUCCAUAUUUGUGAAUGUUCCUGUGACGAUACACUGCACGAAGCAGUGAAAGAGUUCUUCGCCGUUGAAGCAGCUGGAGCAGGUCCGGUGGAUAUUCCACUGACACUGGAGGAAGAACGAGCGCUAACUACCCUGGAACAAACGACCCGGCGAGUUGGGAAUCGAUUCGAAACGGGCCUGAUUUGGAAGCAAGACAAUGUGGAAUUCCCGGACAGCUACUCUAUGGCCGUGCGACGACUAGAAUGCCUAGAACGCCGAAUGGACCGCAACCCGGAGCUGAAGGAAAAUCUUCAUCGGCAGGUCUCCGAGUAUGAAGCGAAAGGCUAUGCUCACAAAACCACAAAAGCGGAAAUGAAAGCAGCCGAUCCGCGGAGAGUGUGGUACCUUCCGGUUGGAGCAGUAAUCAACCCCAAGAAACCGGGAAAGAUUCGUGUCAUUUGGGACGCCGCUGCUAAGGUAGACGGCGUAUCGUUGAACAGUCAACUCCUCAAAGGUCCCGAUCAGCUUUCCUCCCUUCCGGCGGUUCUUUUUCGCUUUCGCCAAUACGGAGUGGCAGUCAGCUCGGAUAUCCAGGAGAUGUUUCAUCAAAUCCGUAUCCGAGAGGAAGACAAACAUUCUCAGCGCUUCUUGUGGCGUGCCAAGCCGUCCGAUGAACCUACUGUCUACCUGAUGGACGUCGCCACGUUCGGGAGCACUUGUUCUCCAGCUUCGGCACAAUUCGUUAAAAAUCUAAACGCAGAACAACACCGCGAGCAGUAUCCCGAGGCGGCGAGUGCGAUCAUCGAUGACCACUACGUCGACGACUAUUUGACGAGUUUCGGUUCCGAGGAAGAAGCAGCAAAGGUGGCACGCGAUGUACGACACGUACACGGAAACGGUGGCUUCAAGCUGCACAACUGGCGAUCGAACAGCAGUAGAGUACUGGAACAGCUGGACGAAGUGCAGUCCGAAGCAGACAAGGUGCUGAACUUAGUCGACGGUGGGAAGUCCGAGAGGGUGCUUGGAAUGCUGUGGAGUCCAUCAGCCGACGAGUUGAGUUUCUCCACCCAGCUUAGCGAAGAAGUGCAAACACUGAUCCAGACCGGAACGCGACCGACAAAAAGGCAAGUGCUGCGUUGCGUCAUGACACUGUUUGACCCUUUGGGGUUGCUGUCACCGUUCAUCAUCCACGGCAGAGUCCUGAUCCAGGACCUUUGGCGAGAAGGCACGGAGUGGGACGAACAAAUAAGCGAUGACGUUAACAAGAAGUGGAAAAGAUGGAUACAGAUGAUCGGGUACAUCGCGGAAAUACGGAUCCCUCGAUGUUACUUCCACCAAGCCACCAGGGAGACCUACCAGAACUCGGAGUACCAUGUGUUCGUCGACGCCAGCGGAGAGGCGUAUUCCUGCGCAAUUUAUCUGCGCACAAUCGACGAUAGAGGAGAACCGCGCUGUUGCCUAGUCGCCGCCAAGUCGAAGGUUGCUCCGAUAAAACCAUGGUCGAUUCCGAAGCUCGAGCUCCAAGGAUGCGUUCUCGGUGUACGUUGGUCGAAAUUCGUCAAGGAGAAUCAUAGUUUGCCCAUUUCAAAGAUGGUUUUCUGGUGCGACGCCACAGUACCACUGGGAUGGAUCAAAGCUGACCCCAGGAAUUAUCGACAGUUUGUAUCCUUUAGAGUAGGCGAGAUUCUGGAGCAUACAACGGCAAACCAGUGGCGCUGGGUUCCGUCAAAGGAUAAUCCAGCUGAUGAAGCUACCAAAUGGGGUAGCGGACCGUACUUCGACCCAGAGAGCAAGUGGUUUCAUGGACCAACCUUCCUUGGCCUGCCGGAAACCGAGUGGCCUCGCCCUAAACAGCGCGUGACCGCCCCUACCGAGGAAAUGCGUGCAUCGAUCCUUCACCACUGUUCGUUCGUACCAGUCAUCGACUUUGAGCGGUUCUCUUCCUGGGGCCGGCUACAACGAGCGACAGCAUACGUACUUCGAUUCCUGCAUAAUUCGGCUAAAAGGCAGCCGAAAUUCACGGGACAGCUCUCGCAAGCAGAACUCCGGGCAGCGGAAGAAGUUAUCCUCAAACUGGUGCAACUCGAAUGCUACCCAGACGAGAUCGCAGCACUGUCAAACAAAGUACCGAACGAAAUCGAUCAGGAGGCCAUAGGGAAGGAGAGCUCAAUCUACCGACUAAUGCCGAUGUUGGAUAACGUCGGUGUACUGCGUGAGCGUGGACGAAUCAGCGCUGCCAAAGAUGUCUGCUACAACGUGCAGCAUCCGGUCAUCCUCCCACGAAACCACCGAGUCACAGAGCUUCUCGUGCACCAUUUCCAUCAGCGGUACCGCCACGGGAAUGCAGAGACAGUAGUUAACGAGCUCCGCCAGCUGUAUACCAUCCCAAGACUUCGGCUGGUUGUCAAGCAAGUGACUCGCGACUGCGCUUUAUGCAAGGUCCGUCGAGCCCGACCUGCAAUCCCACCAAUGGCACCUCUUCCACUUGCACGCGUAGCCCACCAUGAACGAGCAUUCACCUACACAGGGGUGGACUACUUCGGGCCGCUGCUGGUAAAGCAGGGCCGAUCCAACGUAAAGCGGUGGAUCGCGCUAUUCACCUGUUUAACAGUACGUGCCGUCCACCUCGAGGUCGCCUAUUCGCUGUCAACAGAAUCCUGCAUCUCCUGCGUUCGUCGGUUCGUGGGUCGCCGAGGUUCACCCGCCGAAUUCUUCAGCGACAACGGAACGAACUUCCAAGGCGCCGAUCGGGUACUGCGACACCAGAUUAGCCAGGGACUGUCUAACACGUUCACGAACGCCAACACGAAGUGGAACUUCAUCCCGCCAGGAGCGCCGCACAUGGGCGGUGCAUGGGAACGCUUGGUACGGUCCGUGAAGGCCGCAAUGGGUGAGGCGUACUCCGAGGGAAAAUUAGACGACGAGGGGCUGCAGACACUGGUCGUGGAGGCUGAAAGUAUGGUAAAUUCAAGGCCUCUGACGUAUUUACCACUCGACUGUGAAGAAGCAGAGGCGCUCACACCCAACCAUUUUUUGGUGCUGAGCUCAAAUGGUGCAAAAUCUUGCUUCGAUGGGGAUUCGGCUACAAUCCGUAGCCAGUCCGGCGAACUGGUCCGUCGAGAAAUCCUGGGGAGAUCCUGGGAACUGAUCCAACGUCAGCUGGACGUUUUCUGGAAACGCUGGUUGGUGGAAUACCUGCCGGUAAUUCGUCGGCAGUCGAAGUGGUUCGAUGAAACCCGAACCCUAGAUGUUGGAGACCUGGUAAUGGUAGCGGAGCCGGCAAAGCGGAGCGGAUGGGAGCGAGGACGAAUCAUCCGCACUACUCGAAUCCAGACGGCCGACAUCGACAGGCUGUCGUGA